Mercurialis annua (annual mercury) is the source of this 1352-nucleotide messenger RNA. RefSeq lists its product as uncharacterized. Lineage: Eukaryota; Viridiplantae; Streptophyta; Magnoliopsida; Malpighiales; Euphorbiaceae. The record is from RefSeq and is a predicted model, not a curated record. Bases 116 to 1168 code for a protein of 350 amino acids. The transcript has 6 exons.
UAUGGCGGCUUGUUCCUCUGGUUCUUUCUUCUACCUCUAAAAAUUUGAUAUAAAUCAUUUUUCUAUCAUAGACAUUGAGAAGACGAUUCAAAUCACAUCAAUUUCAAGCACUUUAAUGGAAAAAUACAAAUCAGCACAAGAGGAAAUAUCAACUUCAUUUAACAAACUCAAUUUAAAUUCCAAUUCCAAUUCUAUCUCCAAAUCUUCUCAUCUUACUUCUACCUUCUAUUCUUCAAGACUGAGUUGCAAGAGGAUAAAGCCACCGAGUUUAGUGAGUUUAUGUCUCGGAGUUGUUGGGAGACAUUUGGAGGAUAUCAUCGGAGAGUUGGAUGAGAUUGCUGUCGGAUUUCCGACCCAUAUUAAGAUGGCAAUUGCAGCAAUUUCCAGGAGGAGAAAAUUGCUGAAUGAUGAUGUUAUUAUAGCUUUAGCUGAUACUUCCUGGGAAAUUCUUGAUCUUUCUGGCUCAGAUGUUACUGAUUCUGGUUUGAUGAAAUUGGCCGAAAUCUGCAAGUUUAUUCGAGCUGUCGAUAUAAGUCGGUGCUACAAUAUUACUGCAACUGGCAUGUCUGAACUUCUUCAGCGUUGCAAGUCAUUGCAGACAUUGAGAUGCGGAGGGUGCCCAAGGAGUGAUUACACUGCACGCAACUCCUUGUAUAUGUUGAAACCAAAUCUGAAUGAUAUGGAGGGAGAUUCGUGGGAGGAGCUUGAUACUGCUGAAAUUUGUCAUGGUGCAGAAUCCCUGCGUUGGCUUGUGUGGCCUAAGAUUGAUAAACAUUCAUCGGAGAUGUUGGCUACCGAGUGCCCACGUAUAAUAGUAAAUCCGAAGCCAUCUCCCUUUGGUUUUAGAGGAAUAGAGGUUCCUAUAGAAGCAUUACCCGACAUGGCACUCGAUGAUCCCAUUGUCAAGGAUCUUGAUUCUAAAACAUGGGCGACGUCUGGAUUUACACCAAAGCCUGCGGCUGCUCCUUCUCUUUCAAGCCCAACAGAGUUGUCUGUUGCAGAAAAAUUCCGACUUGCAUUUGUGGAAAGAGACACACGCUUAGCACCAAAACGAGCAAAGAAUGCGAGGCAACGUCAGCGACGUGCCGAGAAGGAAUGGAUAACGAUGGACACAAAAGCCAAGGCAUUAGAUUUGGCAUCACGAGCAAGCAAGUCGCUUAGGAACUAGAAUUUGGGAUAUUCCCAGCUGUUCGCCUGGUUGUGUACUGUUUUGGUAGUGCCCCGUUGAUUGUAAAUUAUGAUUCUGUAAAGUUCUCUGUUUUGAUUGAAAGAGAAAUGCACUGGAAUCAAAUUCCAGGUUACAAACUGUAUUCAUUGGAAGUUAUAAAAAGAUAAUCUGGAACUUGAUCAAA